Molecule: messenger RNA, 657 nt
Organism: Fusarium verticillioides 7600
Lineage: Eukaryota; Fungi; Ascomycota; Sordariomycetes; Hypocreales; Nectriaceae
Exons: 2
Coding region: 1-657 (218 amino acids)
Source: RefSeq, a predicted model, not a curated record
AUGGCUAUAUAUAAACAUUUGCGGCGCGAUAACUCGCAGAUCAGACUUGUGCGUGUGCUUCCGCCUUCACAACAUGACACCCGCCUUUCUCUCGACCUCCGCCACGGCUACAUCGAAGAUGGAACCUACUCAGCACUCUCAUAUGUUUGGGGCGAUGCAUCUGAGCAGGAAUACAUUCUUAAGAAUCUUGAUGAGAAGAGCUAUCAAGUCGGGUUGAUGAGGGCAAUCUUCAGCAGUGCGUCUCAAGUAUACUCAUGGCUAGGCGAAGGCACACCUGGUCCCGAUGUCGCGAUGGACUUCUGUGCUCGUAUCGGAUCGAAGGCUGCCAAGGUUGGAAUCGAUCAAUGCGAUGGUGCCGACCUUCACUGCUUCCUCCAGGACCUAUUUGACUAUCAUCCACAUGCUUUCCGCUUUCAUUUGAAACGCGAAGAAACUCGAUCAAUCGGUGCUCGGCCCGAAUUGGCUGCCUUUUUUACCGGUCUCACACAGGAACCUUACCUCAAAGGGCCGCCUUACAAUGGAGUUCAUUCGCCCAUUGUACUUCGUCAACGUCGUGAAGGAGGUUUCACCUUUGCGGGAGAUGCGUAUGUAGAUGGAAUCAUGCAGGGAGAAUUCUUCCAUACACUCCCAAAUGAGCAGGAGUUCGUUAUAUACUGA